Scaptodrosophila lebanonensis is the source of this 1620-nucleotide messenger RNA. It is a transcript of the gene FucTB, whose product is annotated as alpha-(1,3)-fucosyltransferase B. The transcript is spliced from 4 exons. Gene Ontology annotation, molecular function: alpha-(1->3)-fucosyltransferase activity. NCBI's taxonomy places the organism in Eukaryota, Metazoa, Arthropoda, Insecta, Diptera, Drosophilidae. The coding region runs from base 53 to 1375 and encodes 440 amino acids. Gene Ontology annotation, cellular component: membrane. The record is from RefSeq and is a predicted model, not a curated record.
UUUUCACCGAUAAUUUCACACAAAAAGACGUAAAUUAGAAUUAAAUGUGACAAUGCGUCUUUGGCGCAGUCGGCGUAUUACAAUAGCGCUGGCGCUGCUCUUCCUAAUAACUAUCAUCUAUUUGUAUAUUAAACCUGAAAAGCCUGCAACGCAUACACUGUUCGAGCCUCUAGAGCUGCUCUGGUGGCCCAAAGUCAUGUCUUGGAACUACGACGAGACGCGUACGUGUGGCUUCGCCAAGUGCCGCUUCACCAACAAACGCGAAAACUUGCAACAGGCCAGUGGCGUUCUAUUCUAUGGUUCCAAUAUGAACCCGCAUGAUUUUCCGCUGCCACGGAUGUCGUUACAUCUGUGGGCGCUGCUGCACGAGGAGUCGCCACGAAAUGUGCCAUAUGUGCCGCACGAAGAGUUUCUGCAGCAUUUUAAUUUAACAUCGACAUUUAGUCGCCACAGUGAUUUUCCGCUAACCAUCCAAUAUUUGCCACAUGCCGAGGAUUUAGGCAAUUUUGAAUACUAUCUAAGUUUCGCGAGAAAACAGCGUGCUAGCUUCGAUCACACGCUGGCACCGGUGCUAUUUUUGCAAUCGGAUUGCGACACCAUGACGGGACGCGAGGACUACGUGCUCGAGCUGAUGAAACACAUUCGUGUGGACUCGUAUGGCGCCUGCUUACACAAUCGUGACUUGCCCGAAAGUCUCCAGCAUGACUAUCUGAACAAUCUGUAUUCGGCGCCAUUGCUGCGUUUUAUAUCUUCCUACAAGUUCAUGAUUGCGAUCGAGAAUGGCGCCUGUGACGAUUACAUUACAGAGAAAUACUGGCGGCCCCUGAUGGUGGGCACCAUACCCAUAUAUUUUGGUUCGCCUAGCAUACGCGACUGGGAGCCAAACAACUCAUCGGCCAUUUAUAUCAGUGAUUUUGCCAAUGCAGCCGCCUUGGCAGAGCAUCUGAAGCAAGUUGGGGAUAAUGCCACGGCUUAUAAUACCUAUCGGCAGAAGGGGAAAAACCAGAAACUUGUGGUAAGCAAUAAACGACUACAGAAUGCGCUCUUCAGCCGUCGAUAUAGCAUUGGCGAGCAUAAGUCGAUCUUCCAACAAUUCGAGUGCUUUGUCUGCCAAAAUUUUGCAAAACAUAAUUUGCAUAGUCCACCAAAAUCGGCCGACAAAACGCACUACAGCUGCCCGUACCCACCGGCCCAUGCGCCCCUGCAAAAUGCUAAACAGCGGCCGAAAAAUGCGGACGACUGGCGUUCCAUGAUGGCCAUGGGUCGUUGUCAGGCCCAACUCCUGGAUCAGCUUUUUCGGGCCAAUCGCAACUACACUCAGCAAGAUUAUGAUGCGCGCCUAACGAACAUGAUAUCCCAGGGACUAUGCGAUUGAGCGACUUAAUUUUAUAUACAUUUGUGAUUACAAACAUGGCUUUUGUGUAUAUUUUUUCUAUACAUACAUAUACGUUUAUACAAAUAGGAGAAGUUAAUUCCAAAAUGAUCUAUUCCUUCAAUGGACCAUAAUAAGCCACCAUUCGAAUAUUUAGCAUAAUGUAAUUUAAGUGCCUUGUAUACAAAAUGAACCAAAGACCAGUUUAAAACAAAUACUAUGUGCAAUAAAAGCUAUUAUUGUACUUA